AUGUUUUUCCAGGUUCUUAUGAUUUCGAAUGUUAUUAUUAUUUUCUUUAUUUUGCCAAUAAUCAAUGCAGAGAAAUUGUCAUUAUGUGAUCCAUUAAAUAAUAUUGAAGGUAUUGAAACUUAUAGGAAUAAUACCGAAAUAAAAUCACAACAUCUACAUGCUCUUUGUAAUACUAUUUAUCCAUCUCGAGCGCUAACUGAUAAUGAUGAUUUAUAUGCAAUACCAGAUUUUGAUUUAACUCAAAUUGAAUCAGACAAUGAUGUUAAUCAAAUACUAAAACGAUUUCGUCGAGGUCGUGGAGGUGGUGGUGGUGGUGGUAGUCGUGGAGGUGGUGGCGGUAGCCGAGGAGGCGGUGGUGGUCGAUUUAGUAGUAGUUUUAGUAGAAGUAGCAGCAGUAGCGGCGGUGGUUCACGUAUCUUUGGUGGAAGUCGAUCAUCAUCAUCGAGUGGAUCAUCGAGAAUCUUCAGUCGUAGUAGUAGUGGCAGUUCAUCAUCUGGCACUGGUUCUAGCAUUUUUUCUCGUUCAUCAGGUAGUAGUGGGCAUCGAGUACGUGAAGCUAUUCGAUCAGCUGUAGUAAGAUCACCAUCAUCACGCUCAGGAUCGGCAGUGUCAUCGAAUUCCGGUGGCCAACAUCGUGUUCGUGAAGCAGUACGAUCAAUAUUUCGGCAUUCCCCAUCAUCGAAACCUGGAGUUCCAUCUGUUUCUGGUGGAUUCUCAGGCACAAGUGGAAGUAAACCUGGUUUAAGUGAUAAAAUUCGACAGAUUACUCAUGGGGGUGGCCAUAGUGCAUUUGGUUCAGGAGUAGCAGGAAGUGGAUUUGGAGCAGGAGGUAGUGGUGGUAAUUCUUGGGUGCGUGCAGGAAAAACAUUUUUACCUCAUGCUGUACGCUUUGGCAAACGCUAUUAUCAACGAAGAAAGUAUAAUAAAGGUAUGUAUGCUGGCGCGGGCUAUUAUGCUGGUAGCAAUAUGAAUCGCAAUAAUUAUGGAAAUCAUUAUCAAACAUACGACUAUGGCUAUCCGCCUGUUGUUGAUGGUCCUCCUGAAAUAAUAGACGGCAAACCAACAAGUGUAUUUUAUUGUCUUCAAGAAGAUCUUAAUAUGACAUUAGUCAAUCAAACAUUGGAUGAUGAAGGUUUUGGCACAUGUAAUGUAUCAGGCUUAUUAGUAAAGUGUCCUAUUGAAAUUGAAUGUCAAACAAAUGAAGCCGAUAAUUGUUGUGAAGAUGAGCAAGGUACACCAUAUUGUUGCGGUGGUCCACUACCUGAAGAAUAUGCUUCGGCCUAUGGUGGUUAUGAAGACGAUGCAUAUGCUGGAGCGGAUAGUAUUAAUACAAUAUUGAAUAUCGUUACAGCAACGUCAAUACUUUUAGCUACUCUAUGUUUUACAAUAUGGCACCGACGAGGACAAUAA
Molecule: messenger RNA, 1410 nt
Organism: Rotaria socialis
Lineage: Eukaryota; Metazoa; Rotifera; Eurotatoria; Philodinida; Philodinidae
Source: the annotation of a GenBank genome assembly